AACCCUUCUCCCAGGUGGAAUCAUAUAUGUAAACCCUAUAGUUGCUGCCUUUCUUCUCGCGGCUCUUCACGGCAGGGAGGUUUUCUAACGCCGCCUCUUAUCGUCUCAAUUUGCAGGUAAGUAAUGGCAGUUCCUAAGCUUGAUAAGAAGAUCGUCAAGAAGCGGGUCAAGAAGUUCAAGAGACCCCACAGUGACUGGAAGAUAUGUGUCAAGGAAAACUGGCGCAGACCAAAGGGUAUCGAUUCCCGUGUGAGGAGAAAGUUCAAAGGUGUAACUCUUAUGCCCAACAUUGGAUACGGCUCAGACAAGAAGACCCGUCACUAUCUCCCAAAUGGUUUCAAGAAGUUUGUGGUUCACAACGCCAAGGAGUUGGAAGUUCUCAUGAUGCACAACAGGACAUACUGUGCUGAGAUUGCACACAAUGUAUCUACCCGCAAAAGGAAGGAGAUAGUCGAACGUGCAGCACAAUUGGACGUUGUUGUGACCAACAAAUUAGCAAGGUUGCGCAGCCAGGAGGACGAGUAAGCUUAUAUUCACAUAAUGUCAUGAGUUCAAGACUUGAUAUUGUUAUGAUCUCAAAUCCUAAUUUUCUAGUUUUUCUCUUAAUAUUGUAUGCCUUUGGUGUUGCUACAAAGACUUCCAAACAAUUUUGUGAAGGAGAUCAGUACUUUUACCCUUCUACUUUAUGUUUAUGUGCACAAUGCUUGUCCUUCUUG
Cynara cardunculus var. scolymus (artichoke) is the source of this 716-nucleotide messenger RNA. RefSeq names its product 60S ribosomal protein L32-1. The record is from RefSeq and is a predicted model, not a curated record. Gene Ontology annotation, molecular function: structural constituent of ribosome. Gene Ontology annotation, cellular component: ribosome; cytosolic large ribosomal subunit. Bases 124 to 525 code for a protein of 133 amino acids. Gene Ontology annotation, biological process: translation. The transcript is spliced from 4 exons. NCBI's taxonomy places the organism in Eukaryota, Viridiplantae, Streptophyta, Magnoliopsida, Asterales, Asteraceae.